CCAAGACCACCCACUGCCUUGUCGAGUAGGCAAGGAACCAAGUGUCUCUCGUCUCUCUGCUCGUCUCUUCCUCAGCAGUCCCUAUCACUCCUAGUACUGACCCCCACAGAAACACUUCCCGCAAUGGUGGGUCCAAAAUUCACCCUGGGCUCGUCCUUCGACCCUUUGGCCAUUCCUACUAUCGAGGACGAUGACGACGUGCCUAUGCUUGACCUCGGCGACGAAGACAACAGUGCUGAGGACGCAGUGGUUGGUGAAGAGAGCCCGGAGGAGAGCGCCGCACAACCCGAACCUGAAGUCGAGGCAAAGAUAUCGGCAAAGUUGACAAAGAAGGAGAAGCAGGCUGCGAAGAAGGCUGAAAAACUACAGAAGCAGAAGCAAAAGCUCGCGGAGGCAAAAGCCAAGACUGGGGCCGUGAAGGGAGCGGCUGCACAGUCUGCUAAAGCCGCGGGAACAAAACCCGCGAAAGCAGCCGCACAAAAGACGGCGGCAUCUGUUCCGGUGGAAGACGAGGAAAAGCUGCCCGACCUCAAUCCCGAUUUCAGCUUCGAGACGGACGGCGGAUCGCUGCGGAUAGUCGACCCUGCCCACCCUUGGGACUUUACCGCGGUCAAAGCGGCGAUUAAGGCGAAUAUGAAGGAUACUACCUCCACGUCUGUGGAUGAUAAGAUUGCGCGGAAACGGAAGGAGGUGGCGGACCAGCUGAAGGCGGCCAAGAAGCAGGCCAGAGCGGAAAGCGCGGAAGUCGAUUCGGAUAAUGAAGAGCUUUCGGGAGACGAUGCGGAUGUUGAUGGUAUGGACUUGGAGGCAGCGUCAGAUGACGAGGAUGCUGACGGCGUUCUGGAAGAUGGGGCAUCCGAAAGCGAGGCGGAUGACGACGAGGGAGACGAAAAUGAGGAAGGGCAAGAGGACGAGGUGGUGAUUAGCAAACGUGCCCAGCCAGCAAGCAAUGGCAAGGGCAAGCGCGGCGCACAAAAGGACGAUGAAGAGAGCGAGGGGGAGGAUCUCGAGGACGUGGUGCAGGAGAAACGCAAAGCCGCGUACUUUGCACCCACGCCGGUAGUUGACGACUCGUUCGAGAUCGACAGUUUCCAGAACCUCCGCCUCUCCCGCCCCGUGCUCCGCAACAUCCAGGCUAUGAACUUUACGAAACCCACAUCUAUCCAGGCAAGGGCGAUCCCAAUCGCCCUGCAAGGGUCGGAUAUCUGCGGUUCCGCCGUGACCGGAUCCGGAAAGACCGCCGCUUUCAUGAUCCCCAUCAUCGAGCGUUUACUGUACCGCAGCAAAAACAUCGCCGCCUCCCGCGUUCUUGUGCUCGUCCCUACCCGUGAGUUGGGUGUCCAAUGCCACGCUGUGGGUGAACGCCUCGCGCAGGAUACCGGCAUCACCUUCUGUCUGGCAGUAGGAGGAUUGAACGGCAAAGUGCAGGCCGUAGAGCUCGGCAAGCGUCCAGACGUGAUCAUCGCCACGCCCGGACGGCUAAUCGAUCACCUCCAAAAUUCCAAAAACGUGUCUCUGGACAGCAUCGAGAUCCUGGUCAUGGACGAAGCCGAUCGGAUGCUCGAGGACGGGUUCGCCGCCGAGCUCAACGAGAUCAUCAAAAACACUCCCAAAUCCCGUCAAACCAUGCUCUUCUCCGCGACUAUGACCGACAACGUCGACGACCUGAUCAAACUCUCCCUCAACCGCCCGGUGCGCCUCUUCGUCGACGCCGCAACCUCCAUCGCCUCCAAACUCGUCCAGGAAUUCAUCCGCGUCCGCGCCCACCGCGAAACCUCCCGCCCAGCCCUCCUCGCCGCGCUCUGCACCCGCACCUACAAACAAGAAUGCAUCGUCUUCUUCCGCUCCAAAGCAGCUGCCCACCACAUGCAGAUCAUAUUCGGCCUCCUCGGCCUCAAAGCCGCCGAACUGCACGGCAACCUCACCCAACUCCAACGUCUUGAAGCCCUCGACCGCUUCCGCGCAAAAGAAGUCGACUUCCUCCUCGCCACCGACCUCGCCUCCCGCGGUCUCGACAUUGCGGGAAUCCGCACAGUCAUCAACUACGACAUGCCCAAAAACUACCCUCAAUACGUCCACCGUAUCGGCCGAACAGCCCGUGGCGGUGCUGGAGGGUGCGCCGUCUCCCUCGUCGGAGAAGCCGACCGGCAAGUCCUCAAACUCGCCGUGAAGAACUCCCGGGACGAGGUCAAACAGCGCGUGGUCCCCUCCACCGUCGUCCAGCGCUUCGAGAUCAAAAUCGACGGCUUCAAAGACGCCGUCAAGGAGAUCUACGCGGAGGAAGCCGAGGAGAAGGAGCUGAGGAAAGCGGAUAUGCAGAUCACACGGAUGCAGAAUAUGAUGGAGCAUGAGGAUGAGAUCAAGAGUCGCCCGGCAAAGACGUGGUUUCAGACUGCGAAGGAGAAGGAGGAGGAGAAGCAGAAGGGGUUGGAUAGGCAUAAUGCGAACUUUGACGGGGUGGAUGCGGAGGGAGGUGCCGCUGGUGGCGCGGGACGGAAACGGAAGGCCGGGGUUGUGGAUGAUGCGCCGAAACCCAAACGCGGAAAAUUCGACGGCCUAAACCGCAAGCAAAAACGGUCCGCGCUCGCCCGCGCCGAGGACACAAAAGAACUCGCCUCGCAAGCGCGUUCCGCCCAUCUCGCCAAGAAAUCCGCCCGGCCCCAUAAAAUCUCCUCCGUGCCCACCCCUUCCACCGCCCAUUCCAAUCCCAAUCAGAAACGGAAGAAAGCGAGCGGGUUUGAGAGUGAGAUGGUUGCCGGUAAGAAGAGGAGGGGUGAGGAGAAGGGGAAGAAGCCGGUCAAGGAUAAGGGAGGAGAGAAGGGAGGGGAUAAGAGUAAGGAAAGAGGGGAGAGGAAGUUGGGGAAGUUGAAGGGGGUUAAGGCUUUUAAGAGCAAGGCUAAGCAUCGGAGGCGGUAGAUGUUAGAAAGUCGUAGGUAUGCUGAAGGUGGUAGUAUGUAGAUUUCGCAGCGAGCAUCUGUAUAGCAUUGGCAUUUAGCACCCUUUUUAUUGUUAUUUAUUCUUUCAUGCAUCUACAAAACCCAUUUGUGAGAAUAAAAAUGUCAUCAUCGCUGUGGAUCGGCAC
Fimicolochytrium jonesii is the source of this 3082-nucleotide messenger RNA. RefSeq names its product P-loop containing nucleoside triphosphate hydrolase protein. NCBI's taxonomy places the organism in Eukaryota, Fungi, Chytridiomycota, Chytridiomycetes, Spizellomycetales, Powellomycetaceae. The transcript has 2 exons. The record is from RefSeq and is a predicted model, not a curated record. Gene Ontology annotation, molecular function: RNA helicase activity; ATP binding; nucleic acid binding. The coding region runs from base 124 to 2916 and encodes 930 amino acids.